ACAAACAACAAGAAGAGCAGCGACUAGGAGCCAGCAGACACAUACUGAUACGCAACUGCGACCGUUGGAGGAGAGGGAAAAAUAAUAAAUAAAAUACAGAGCGCGACUUUCUGAAAGUACGAUUCUGUCGAAUGAAUACGUUUACAGUGUUUAAAGAGACCAAUGCAUGCGAUAUAUCGGCUGUAGACACACCGUGCAGACAACCAGUCUGGUAGCUAUAAACAGUGAAGUGGUGCAAAGGGAGGAGGACAGGAAAUAAAGGAGUUACCUGAAGGGUCUCCAUCAAUCCACAUUUCAGUUGGAGCGAGAGAAAAAGGCACGGAGGGAGAGAGAGUGAGAGAAAGAAAGGAGAAGAGGAGUGCCAGUCGCGUCUGCUCUUGGCAGCUGUUCCAGCAGCCUGUUUCAUUGUUUUGGCUGUUAUUUCGUUCCUGAGUUACCUUUUUUGAUGAAUCAGUUCCUAUUUUUAACUUUAAUGUGAGAUAUAACUGCUGUAAGGAAAAAAAAAAACCCAACAACAAAAAACAAAAAAGAAAAGAAAAAAGAAAACAUUAUUACUAGCAAGAGUGUUUUAUUUUGUUCAUUGUUAAUUUUCCAAGGUUCUUUUUGUUUCUUAUUUUAUGUUUAACAACCUUUUUCGGCUGUGAGUAGCAGGAGCUUCCAUUCUCCAAACUAUCGUCAAGCCCCCUUCCUUAGUUAGGACCUGAUAACCUGGUAUUCCUCAAGCACCUGAAACUGGCAGCUAUUCUCUUUGUGUCUGUGUGUUUGGGGAGCUCUGUGACCACAGCUUAAGCACCACUCAGCCUUCUAGUCACCUAAGCCUAACUAAAGCAAGCCAGCUCUUGCCUGGCCCAGCCCAGUCCAGCCUGCUCCGAUCAUCUGGACAGGAUACUCAGUUCUGUGUAGACGUGAGGAAUAUGACUGCUGAGACUCUUAACUUCGGCCCAGAAUGGCUCCGUGCACUGUCCAGUGGGGGGAGUGUGACGUCCCCCCCUCCUUCCCCCGCCAUGCCAAAGUACAAGCUGGCCGAGUACCGCUACGGCCGAGAGGAGAUGUUAGCACUUUAUAUCAAAGACAACAAGGUCCCAGAGGACAUGCAGGAUAAGGAGUUUGCUGCUAUUCUGCAAGAUGAACCCAUGCAGCCACUGGCACUGGUGCCUCUCACUGAGGAGGAGCAGAGGAACUUCUCCAUGUCUGUGAACAGUGUGGCGGUGCUGAGGCUCAUGGGUAAAGGGGUGGGUGGAGCUGCCCCAGCUGGAGUGGUCCGAGGACGAGGGGCCACACGAGGCGGUCGAGGACGAGGUCGCGGUGAAGGUGGAUUCUACCAAAGAAGUAUUGAAGAUGCGGAGGUUGGUUUUGGCCGCAAUGUCCGAGAGAUACACCGCAGUCAGAGCUGGGAUGAUAGGGGUGAGCGUCGUUUUGAGAAGCCGCUGCGGCGUGAGGUGGUGCGUCCUGGCUUUGAAGAGUCUGCAGGUCCCGGAGGUCCAGGGAGGAAGGAGUAUACAAGGGCUGACAGUGAUAACUGGCGCACCCUUCGGGAGGAGCAGGACGAGGACGAGGGAGAGUCGGGCGGCAGCUGGAGACUUACUGGGCCCCGCAGGGAUGAUGGUGGUCCUCGCUCAGCAGGCUGGCGAGACCAUGCCGGUCCAGGUGAGGGUCGUCGAAGGAAGUUUGAUUUUGACUUCCGGGAUUCUGAGAGUCAUGGUGGUGGCCGACGGCGUGCAGGCAGUGAUGGUCUCGAGGAUGACAGAGAUGGUCUGCCCGAGUGGUGUACGGACGAGGAAGACGGGGAGAUGGGCACUUUUGACUCCUCUGGGGCUUUCAUGCCUAUGAAGAAGGGUGGCAAGGAGACAAUCCUGGAGGAGGAGUUGGAGUUUAAGGGGAUAGAAGAGGAAGAAGAAGAGGAGAGCCUCGUUGACAUCGAGAAGAGCAGCGCUGAAGGAGACAAAGAAAAGGAGAUUAAAGAAGUUGGCUCUGCUGUAGGGGAUGGUGAGACAAAGCCAGCGUCCCCCUCCUCCUCUCCUCCUGCCCACUGUACCCCUCCAUUCCUGGAGCCUCGGCCCAGCAACGCUGGCCCAGUGGACAACCCUCAGCUGAAUAACAGCCAUCCUGUCCAGGCCAGCAACACACCCAGCGAAGACGUGGCUCCUGUAGGGAGCACCAAGGCCCAGCUGAGCCCCAGUGCCGCCACCUCCUCCAGUCUGCCUCCCCCACCCCCUUCCUCUGCUGCUCCUCUCCUCCCUCCAUCUGGAGGAGACACUGAGGACGAUGAGGGCAUGAAGCACCUGCAGCAGGAGGCAGAGAAGAUGGUGGCAUCACUGCAGGACACGUCUUUAGAGGAGGAGUGUUUUACCCAGGCUCUGCAGCAGCAGGAGAGCAGGAACACAGCAGCUGCUCUGCCACUGUCACAUGAGGCCGCCAUGAAGUGGUUCUACAAGGACCCACAAGGAGAGAUCCAGGGUCCAUUCACCACAGUGGAGAUGUGUGAGUGGUUCCAGGCUGGCUACUUCACCAUGACCCUGCUGGUGAAGCGGGGCUGCGACGAGGGCUUCCAACCCCUGGGGGACGUCAUCAAGAUGUGGGGCCGUGUGCCCUUCGCUCCAGGGCCCUCCCCGCCGCCCCUGCUGGUGAGACAGCCACCACCAACGCAGCGCCCGCAGCCCACCCGGGGGCCCGCCGGGACUGGAAACCUGGACCAGGAGCGCCUGAAAAAGCAACAGGAGCUGGCAGCAGCAGCAGCUCUUUAUCAGCAGCUCCAACAGCAGCAGCUAUUCCAGCUCAUUAACAGGUGCAGUGAGCAGGGUAUGAUGCCUUCGAUGAACAGGUCGAUGUCAGUGCCAGAUACAGGGUCCAUGUGGGACAUGCAUACCUCAGCUUCACAGCCGCCAGGUGGUGAAGCCAGUCUUUGGGACAUAACAAUGAAUCCUUCUACUCAGGGUCCAACUCUCGAACAGCUUCAAAAGCUCCAGCAGGAGAGACGAGACGCUGAACUCAGGGCGAAGCGUGAGGAGGAGGAGCAGCGUAAGAGGAGGGAGGAGAAGAGGAGGCAGCAGGAGGAACAGAAGAGGAGGGAGGAGGAGGAGCUUUUCAGACGCAAGCAGCAGUGUCGUCAGCAGCAGGAACUGAUCAUGAAGUUGUUGCAGCAGGGCCCCCAGCAGCAGGGUCCUGGGGCAGGCAGCUCAGGCUGGAGCGGGGCUUCCUCCUCUGGGCUCACCAAGGCUGGAAAGCCUUCGCAUCUGGCUCUGCUGGAAAUGCAGCAGGAGGCCGAGAGGCUCCUGAAGCAGCAGCAGCAGCAACAGAGAGCUCAACAGCAGAGAGACCGACACUCCAGCAUGUCGAUGGGGAGCUCUUCCAUGGGAGGGCAGUGGGCGGAUGGUGUUGGCAUGUGGGGCGGGCCUGGAGGUAUGGAUGGUAAGGCUGGCAGUGGAAGCUCUUCAGGCAGCAUGGGCAUGUGGGACGAAGCUGUGAAGAACCAGGCCGGCCUGCGUGGCAACAGCAACAACAACAUGGGCUUGAAGAACAGCCGUAGCAGUCCUUCACUCAGUGAUCAGUACAUGAUGCGUCGUAAGCGGACGGAGGAGGAGGAGAAGCUGCUGAAGUUGCUGCAGGGCAUGAAGCCUCAGGAUGGCUUCACCACCUGGUGUGAACAGAUGCUGCACGCUCUCAACACCUCUGCCAACAACUCCUCCUCCUCUCUGGAUGUUGCCACAAUUGUGGCAUACCUGAAGGAGGUGGAGUCUCCCUAUGCAGUGCUGGACUUCAUCCGGUCCUACCUAGGGGACACAGUGGAAGCCAAAGAGUUCGCCAAACAGUUUCUGGAGCGACGUGCCAAACAGAAAGCCAACCAACAGAGACAGCAGCAGCAGUUAUCAAAGGAAGUGGCUGGAUUGAACAUGAACUUCCCUCUGCAGGAUUCAAUGCGAGGUAUGAAUCCAAGCACCCUGCAGUCCAUGUUUCAAGCCAACCACAUGGGCAAGGCUAGUCUCUAUGACAACCAGGGGGGAAAGAUGAAGAAGAAACAGCCCAUGAUGCUGCACUCUGACCCCAGCAUCUUAGGGUACUCAUUCCACAAUGCGGGCGAGUGUCUGAGCCUGAAUGAGAUGGAGAUGGUGGAGGAUUACUGAUGUGACGCAGCGCAGCAGCAAUAGCUACCUGAGGCCUUCUGUCUUUUAAUCAGACAAACCUGAUGACGAAUGUGCACUGCUGGGGGAACCGGGGCAGGGGAGGGUUUUUUGGGGGGGGUAAGGGUAGGAUGGGAGUGAGAGGGAAGGUGCAGGGCGGAGGCUCCUGGAUCUGUGCCUCCAACUCUUUCCUUCCCUGUGGCGUGAAAAAAAUGGGCUCCCUGCUGCACCAGUAUAUCACUUGAGCAGGAGAGAGGGGGGUGAGGAGGGUUGCGAUUUAAAGGAAGAUGGGUAUCCUCUGGCACUCAAAAGAUUAAGCACCUUAUACUGAACUAAUGCACUUUAUUGAGAUGGGAUUUGAAUAGUUUUUUGUUUUGUUUUUUUCGUGUGUGUGUGUUGGGAAUCAGUGUGCAUACACAGUGUGUGUGUUACACACACAUAAUCUGUGUGCAUGUGCAUUGGAACUGGAAGGGGGGCGGUGAAACAGGCGGUGGGGUGAAUGGUCGGGCUGUUAGGUUUUCAAAGUCAGGGGGACCUUUAGUUGAAACCUUAUCAGAAAGCAAAUCCUUUCUCGAAAGACAAACACUGUUGAUAUUUCUCUUGUUUAGCAUUUUUUUUACGUUUAUAUAAAAGUAAAGCUAUUGAAAAAUGGAUUAUAAAAAAAACUUGAAGAUUUGCACUUGCCUAAAAAAAGAAACAACAAAAACAACAAAAAAAUCAAACAAAUGGGGUUAGUUAUAGAAGUGAAUAUUUUUGUGAAUGUGUACGAAUGACUGAGAGUGACUGAUGUGUGAUGGUUGGUUUAUGUCAGUAAUAUACCAGUCUGCACAAUGUUUUUUUUUUUCCUUUUUUUUGUUGCUUACAAAGACGUCUGAAACAAGAGGCCAUUUUUUGUCUUUUUUUUUUGUUCAAAUGGUAAUUUUGUAUUGUCAUGUUUAGUGUGUGUGUGUGUGUGUUUCCCUUUUCCAAACAGGGACUUGAUCUGUUUUUGAGUGUAUGAGAGAGAGAGAGAGAGAGAGAGAGAGAGGGCAAUUGCACAACACAUCCUUUCUCUCACCAGCUUUUCAUCCCCAGAUAGAUGAAAUACAAAUGCAUUUGUAAAUGUUAGCUUUGCGCUCAUCACAUGAUGACCACCACUAGUUUAUUUCCCUUUGUUUCUCCACAUGGGGAACUGUCUCUAGACCUGUGAGGACUAGAGGACAGGGCAAAUCAUGAGGGACAUUACCGUGUGUGCAUCAGAAUGAGACUGUGCGAGUGUUCGGUGUGCAUGUUCAUUUACUGUUCAUAGAAAUGAGUUAAGACUACAGGUACUCAUUUUGAAUACAUGUGCUUUUUUUUGUAUGUGUAUGAAUGCACAUUUGUGCCUAAGAACUUGGAUAGGGUGCGUGGCCAUUGAGACAUUAACUCUUUUUUUAGAGCGAGUGCGAGGUGUGUCAGUGCUCAGCACAUUGUAUGUAAAGUAUGUAAGUUUAUAUCGUAAAUAUUUCUAGUUCAGUCUAAGGGUGAUCCAUCAGGAGGUUAGUCCAGUCUGUUUUCCUGGGGUGUGAUCACGUUGCCUUUUGUCAGCUCUCGAACUUGUGAAUGAAAGGUGUCGAGUUUCUGACUCUGAAAAAAAAAAAAAAUACAGCAUCUUAAUGUGCAAGUGCACAGAACGGUGCAUGAAAUGUUAGCAUAUUGUGUUACUUAUUCGUUGUUGCAAUUUGAUAAUGACGAGUUUUCUUUUUUAAUGAAAAAUAUAUAUGAAUAUAUACAUUAUAUACAAAGUUUAAAAAGUAUUUGGACUAAGAUAAUGAGCACUUGGGGCUGCUAUUUUUUUGUGUGUUUUAAUUUUUUUUUCUUUAAUUUGUUUUUCAUUUUUGUUUCAUUAUCGCCAUGUGAAGUGUGUGUAUUAUUUCUUUCUUAAGAAAAUAUUGAAUGUAUUCCAAAAAAAAAUGACAAGAAACCCGUGCUGAUACCAGAUAUUUUUUUUUCCUCAGAAGAUUUCAAAAAUGGAAACAAAAUUCAAAAAAAGCUUCAAAGAUUUCAGUGAGGACUUUUUUUUAUUUACACAGUGGAGAAGAAAAAAAAACUCGGGAUGGAUACAGUUGAACACACUGCCUCUACAAUUCUGGUCGUACAAAUAGUGACUAAGAAUUAAAAGAAAGGACUCUUUCUAUUCCAUACUGGAGCUUUGGUUGUUUACAAACCACAUGGAUAACUGUGGGUGCAGUUUUUGUUUUUUGUUUAGUUUUUUUUGUUUUGUUUUUAAACUUUUUUGUUUUGUUUUUGUUCCCACAUAAGACGGGUGGGGUUUGCAAGUGCGCUUCUGCCAUAUGGACAUUGAGUGGUGUUGGUCUGAGGAAGAGUUGCAGGCACCGCAACAUGGACAAGGUCCUCAUACUGGACUGUUGUGUGUGUGUGUGUGUGUAGUCGUGGAUCCUGAGACUUGAUCAACCAUAGAGCGGAGGCGUGAAAAUCAAGGAUGGGCUCUGUUUUGUGGAGAACUGAGUGUGGGGCUGCUUGACCCUCGAGGGAACUGAGAGGGCGAUAUGAGUACACCCAGUUAGUGCACUUGUCAUCACCUCCACCCUCAUGAGCACUCACACCCUGCCCUCACCCACUCACCUAUGCACUUUUUGUUCAUUCAAGCUGUGAGGUACCAUUUUGGGGAUGGGAGCACAAUUACAACAGGAGGAUUGCUACGACUUUGACAAAGUCACUGAAAAGAUAUUCCCAAACUGAAACAAGAGACUCGAGAAGCACGUCUUCUCCCACCUCCUGUAUAUAACCAUAUUUUUGUAUUACCUUUCAAAAUAGAAAGUAAAUUUACAAAUGGAUGAAGGAAAAUUCAUGAGACAUUGAUUAUAUGGAGUGAAUGUUCUUCAAGAAAACCAAUCUUUUUGAAUAUAGUUAGAGAUAGACUUGCUGCGAGUUUCCCUUAGUUUGCCAGUAACCCUGAAAUAAUCAGGGACGGAAGGGAAGCCCACAUGGACAUGGACUGAGGUGUUGGACACGUGGCUCCAAGACAGACUGAUCACGUAUCAGAAUGGAUAUAGUAGUUUCUACAGAGAGCCCCAUCAGGAGUGUUGGAUCAACAUGCACAGUUAAAGAGGCAGACAUAAGUUUGAAGACCUGUUGGCUCGGAUGCUUCCACUUCAUCUCCCAACCUGAUGACUGCACUGAGAGCUGUAGAGUGACUACAGGAGGAAAGAUCCAUUGGAGUCUGGCUGUGCUUUAUUUGCUGCCCUCUGCAAGGAGGAUCUAAUCUACAGCCAACCCAUGAACCAGUUAACCCCAAACAUGUCCUUUUUGAACUUAAACCCUAAGAAACAUUUCUGUCUUUGACCUCAGACUGGACAGGCUUUUGGCAUUAUCAGUUGGACAGUUACCAGAUGAAGUUACAGGUUUAUCGACCAUAGAUCCCAUCUGUGUUGGAAGUGUUAGGUUUGGGAUUUGAUCAGGUGCUCUCUGGCAAGGAAGAAGAUAAAAAGGCACGUAUUGGCCAGAUGUCAUCGCCCACCUCGGCUUGAAACUCUCAGGUGGUUGCAUUGGGGUCUUCUCACCAGCGGGACAGAAGACCUGCCCUUCUUCCCGGAGUUCUCGGUUGGGUUUUUGGCGGACGUGGCUGGAUUACAUCUAAACCAGCAGAAAUCCCUGCAACUGUGGAACUGGAUGAACUGAAAGAAUUGUACAAAAAACAGACACAGCUACAUGACACAUAGUUUUUAGAGUCCAAAGGAGUUGCAGACACACUACAUGCACACAUACAACAAAAUCAAAGUAUACUCAGUUACGCUGGCUCUCCAUUGGAACCAUGUCUGCACACAUAACAGGGAUACAUAACUAUGAGAUCACAUAGACACACACAAGCAUAAAUGCUCAUCAGUAUAUACGCUGAGCUUUGUAAAUAAUGUAAAAGUUUGUGUUUUGAUUUCUGUCAUAGUGGGUUUUGGUUUAUUUUUUUCCUCUGUUCAACAUGCCUUAAAUUGUAUAGUUCAGUCCUUAACGGCAAACUGAAAAUGUUCUCAAAAUGACAAAUUUAAGUUGGGAAUCACCUUGUUGGCUGUCCUCUAAAGUCAAAGAAAGAAAAGACAGUUUUCUGUUAGCUAACAGAACCAUCUGUUCUGUAUUAACCUGAUACAUAUACCACCAUGAAACUUACUAGUUAGCUACAGAAUACAGCAGCAAGCAGUCUUUGAUUAAUCUGAUUUUGUUGGUGGUUGGCUUUUGUUGCCCUUUUGGUUUCCUUAAAAUGAUGAGUGGAUUUGUUCAGAUUUCCUGUUUAGAUUAUUUGCUGAAGGUGCAGGCUUAAUAAAGGGCUGAAGUCUGUACUGUCUGGAGCUGAGCUGACUGGGCGAGAUGCACCGUGUUGACUUGAAGCAGACAUGUUGCUGCACAGACUAUUGUUGGAUAUAUUGUUCUUGGCAAAUCUGAACCAGAGUGGCAGGUUCACCUCAAAAAUAGAAACAAGUUGGGGCUUUUUGGUUAACUUUUUACACUCCACAGAAAGCUUAAAUGUUUAUGAAGCUACUAGGUACUUUUUUUUUCUUUCUUUCUUUUUUUUUUUUUUUUUUUACAGUUUUGAGACAUCAAAUCAGGCUUGUAUUAGAAGCAUGAUAUUAAGAGCAAGCUUGCAUGAUUUGUAAUAUGUGCAGGUUUUGACACUAAACCUUGAGGAAGGUCACAACUUGGCCCAGAUUGCCUUUGCUGUGUACCUAGUAGUACUGCCGACCAUCUCUGAUGACACCAAAUAGAUAAGGAAUCCACUAUGUGUGCAGUUCUGGGUGCCGAAGAAAAGUGUGUUGUUCCAUGUAUAUAUAUCUAAUUGGAUUUGAGAGAUCACUGCUUUUAGUCAGCCAUUAGUUUAGUAUCCUUGCUCACUAAACAAUAUGCAGUUUUUAAUUCCAAUGGCAACUGAUAUUUAUUGAAUAUCAUCAGCUUAGACUGGUAAUACAUGAGUGCAUUUUGUUUAGCUGUGGGUUUGGUGCAUAGUUAUCUGCUGUAGCUAAAUGUAUAGCUAACUGUGUAAAUGGAAGUAGCCACGGCAGACUGAAUCAUAACUGUUGAAUUAAUACCAAAUGGUUACUUAGUUUAAUGCUGUUGCAAUCAGUUGUCCAAAAGAUAUUGACUUUAAUUAUGCACGAGUAUACUAUAAAGUUAUCUGUGAAUGACUUUAAAAAAAAAUCUGACAUUUUUAUAAGCCGAUAUUGCGUGGUAUUUGUUGUUGGUAAGUAGGUCUGUCUUAAAAGAUUUCACCAGUGUUGUUUGCAGCUUACUUUACUGCGCUACACAUGCUUUUAUGAUCAGGAUAACUACAAAAUUGUUUUGUCAAAAAGCCCUAGAUGUUUGAUUACAGCCUUUGCAGAGGUCCUGUCACAGCCUGCUUACUUGGCUGUGCAAAGUUGUUUAUCUGGUUUAUUUUAGCUGUGGUAACUGUAGCUCCAACAAUAGUGGCCUAAAAUACAUAAUGGAAGGUAUAUCCUUGUCAGCUCAGCUCCCUUGCUUAAUGAGUCUUUGAAUGUUGUUGUAAAAUGACAGCAAACAUGUUGUGAAACUGUUUUGGGCAAGAACAACUGAAAGAAUUGUAAAUAGUUUGGCUUUUGUUUGUUUGAAGAACAAAAUAAAUACUAAAUAAAUAGCAUUUAGCAUU
Molecule: messenger RNA, 9747 nt
Organism: Scatophagus argus
Lineage: Eukaryota; Metazoa; Chordata; Actinopteri; Scatophagidae
Gene: gigyf1a
Product: GRB10 interacting GYF protein 1a
Exons: 26
Coding region: 915-4121 (1068 amino acids)
Biological process (GO): insulin-like growth factor receptor signaling pathway
Molecular function (GO): protein binding
Source: RefSeq, a predicted model, not a curated record